AAAUUGCAUCAUGAUGCAAAAAGGUUUAGAGAAAAUUGUUAAUGCAUAAUAAAUAAAGAAAACAAUUUUUGAUUAUGAAAAUGAAAUAUUAUUCUUAUGCAUUUUCAAUAUAACUUUUUAUUAUUUUAUUAUAAAAAUUAAUAAAGAAGAUAAAAAAAUAUAUAAUAAUAAUAAAUUCAUGUAUAAAAUCAUUAAGAUAAUUAUUUUUCAUUGGAUAAAGGUGGUAAUGGUAUGAUUUCAUGAUUGAAGGAUUAACAGGAUUUAAAAAUAUCAAGCAUAAAGAAUUUUGUAACACAAUUGUUUAAAGCUAUGGAUAUUGAUUAAAGAGGAUAUGUAGAUUAUAAUGGAUUUUAUUGAGGCAUUUCUGAUAUGCCCAAAAUUUUAAAAUGCGAGAUUUCUUGAAAAUAUAUAAUUUAGAAGGAUAGAUUAAGAUACAAACUAAAUAUAUAAUUUAAAUAAAAACAAAUUAAAUAAAUUUAUUAUAAUAAUGAAAGAAGAUCGAAAAAAUGGAUUGAUGUAUUUUUCCUACUGCAAAUUAUUUUAUAAAGUAUUUGUUAAACUGAGCGAUAAUGUUAAGGAAAGAACAAACAGAAGUUUAAUUGGAUAUUUUAUAAGCAAAGCAUUUUAUUAUAUUUAACAUAUACCAAACGAAGAAUAAAUUAUAAUACUAAACUUGUUCUGUAUUAAAAUGUUGAAUGUUUAGAAGAAGACAGUAUUAGCAUUCUUGGUAAUUUUUUUGGAUUAAAGGUUGAUUCCUUAAGAAUAAUUGAAUUAAAAGUAAAAGCUCAAGAUAGGAUUAGAAUUUGAAAUAUCAAAAACUUUUUAAUUUAAUUUUACCAAUCCUUAUUAACUUAUAAUUAAUACAAAACCUAUAAGUUCAUUUUAUUCUAAUUGUAUUAUUUUAGAGCAGCAAAUAAAAUUCCUCUGA
Messenger RNA from Paramecium sonneborni, 928 nucleotides. NCBI's taxonomy places the organism in Eukaryota, Ciliophora, Oligohymenophorea, Peniculida, Parameciidae. The record is from the annotation of a GenBank genome assembly.